GAUACGUUUAGUAUUGCUAACUCGUGCGGAUCUUUUGUAAAGGUCUCAACUGAAAAUAUUUGGGGAUACUCUUCCCAUCACAACUUACUAAGGAAAGGAUGCUGAUGUCCAAUAAUAUGAUUCUGAUACAAAGGUUUGCUACAUCGGGACGAUUGAAUUUAUUUGUGAACCAGGCUGCACGAUGGAAAUUUAGCGGUGUAUGACACGAGCGAAAAGGAUUAUUAUUGUUAGGGGAACUUCAUGGUGUGCUUACUAAUCAUUUUUACUUUUAUUUGACAGUGGUGGCAUAACCUAGCAAUGAAUUCUACAUGACAAUGUGCAUCUAAGUUUAAAACAAUAAAAAGGAGAACAGGAAUGUUUUCCAGUGUGAUGUAGUCUCCAAUCUUUUUAUAGUCUACGUGUGCUAUGUAGUUUAUGAACUUUGCUUGAAAUCAUUUCUUCGUUUCGUUGGCUAUUAUAUUGGCUCCUGAACGUGUCCCACUAUUCAGUAUGUCCAUCUGUCAGGUUAGCUCGACGAGCCAGAAGAAUGGUUUCAUGGUGUGUAUCUCUCAGAUUAUAGUAGUUUUUCAACUGUUGUGGGUUUUUAUGUCAGCUUUAGAGAUCUCCCCUCAGUUUGCAGACCGUUAUGUGGUCGUGGGUGACCCUCUUUGGUGGACGUGUAGUGUAAAGCCAGAAGAUUCGGUGGACGUCACAUCGCUGUCGUUUGUGUGGAGGAAACAGGACGCAGAGCUCCAGUCGGGAGGUGACCUCGUGAACUACAACAAUGGAACUAUUUACUUUAAACAGGUCAAAGAUUCUGAUCUCGGGGUGUACACAUGCAAAGUUACAGCCACGACGCAGACAAACAAUCUGGCUGAGAAAGAAGCGCGCUUGCUCCAGGCAUACGCGUCCGACUCCAUCUCUUUACGGGCAGCUGACCAGACCGUGUUCCUCGGGGGUACCGCCAUCUUGGAAUGCUCGUUCCCAGCACAACCGCCGGCCACAGUCACGUGGCAGAGAAACAAUCGGACUCUUUCCAGCUCCAGUAAGGUCAAGUUCACCACGGCGUUCUCUGAUCUUAGUAUGCUGCGGUUGAUUAGCGUGACGUACGCUGAAGACGGCGAGUAUACCUGCACAGCAGAUCACAUGACAUUGGCCAGCCCCGUUCGGUCAGACAGCGUACGUAUCCAGGUGUACGGGAAACCAGAGAUUUACGAACCGCCCAAGUCACAACGAGUACCCAUAGGCUAUAACGUGACGUUCUCAUGCGAGUCCCGGAGUUUUCCGCCAUCAACGGUGAGUUGGACUUUUGAACCAUCAGACAGAAGCGCGUCACCAGACUUGACCUCCAACCCUUCCGUGACGUCAUCAAUUUCGGUACACCAGCAGACCGGGAUGAUGACCAUCGAGAGAGCAUCUGUCUUGGAUUCAGGCGCCUAUAUGUGUAACUGGACAAACGAGCACGGCUCAGAGAGCGCUGAAGCUAGUCUGACCGUUGAAGGAGCGCCGCUUGCGCCGGAGAUACUCGUGGCACCAAUGAACAAUGAGUUGAGGGAGGGGGAAUCAUUACAACUUAAAUGUCAGGGACGGGGUAAUCCAGAACCUUCUAUCAUCUGGGUCUUCCCUAGUGGUCUCGUCUUUGAAUCUCUCAACGGUGAAAUUUCUGGCGGGGUAUCAGAUGUUGACAAAUGGACAGUUGACGAGAAUGGGACUCUACACAUACCACAAGUGACACGCUCGGACGGGGGGUUGUAUUCUUGCCGUUUGUCGAAUAAAGAAGGAGAAGACACAGCAAGCGCUUUUGUUGACGUGCACUUUGAACCUGCUUUCUCUGCUGCACCACAGAAUGUAGCGGUAGACAUCGAUGCGGAGUUCUCUUUGCCAUGCUCCGCAGUUGGGAACCCUGAACCGAUAAUAACAUGGUCGGUUCCAGAAGAUUCCUCCGCCGAGUUGAGUGACCCAGAGUUCGACGUGGACGACGGAACUUUGAAGGUGUCACGUGCUCAAAGAAAACAUCACGGGAAGUUCACAUGUGUGGCUUCAAACACCGUGAGUACGGUAGAGUCCGCUGCGUUCGUCUCUGUGAUUGGUCCGCCCGAGAUGACGAAGCUGCCGAAGAGUCAAGUGGUCGUAGAGGGCGACAGUCUGAGGUUGGACUGUGAAGUAAAUUCUUUCCCCGACGCCACGGUUGAUUGGUUCUAUUUACACAUGGUCGAUCUCUCUUUGCAGUCUACUAAUAUUGUGUAUAUUAAAUCUUCCUUAUUGGUGGCUGAGGAAAGCAUAUUUGAAGAUGAAUGGUCACAAAUUUCAGUCGAAGAAAAUUCUAGAUACAGUCUUGUGAACGGGAAUUCCUUGUCUAUAUCGAACGCUGAACAAAGUGACGCCGGGAUUUACGUUUGUAAAGCCAGCAACUCAGAGGGUUGGCGGUUUGAGCCUGCAGUAUUACGUGUGCUGACUUUUCCUGUGUUUGAAGUCCAGCCUGUCACUCAACAAGUUCAGAAAGGCCAACUUGCCGUGUUGAACUGUUACACCAAUGGCGUUCCAGUACCUUCUCAGCGGUGGCUCUUCAACCAGGGUAAGAUUUACACCAACAACAGAAUUCGUGACCACAAUAACGGCUCUCUGACUAUCGAAGACUUCACGCCCCAAGACGUUGGUCUGUACACGUGUUUGGCUACCAAUCAAGCCGGGCAGAGGUCAGUGUCGGCGAGACUAAACCUCUCCCUCAUCCCCGUCCUUGUGACCCCGCCAAGCAACACUACGGCUGCUGCUGGUUCACCAAUUACAUUCUCCUGUAAAGGGGAUGGAACCACCUCAUUCGAAGUUUCCUGGUGGUCGUCAAACCCCCAAGGCGAGAUGACAACUUUACUAGCUCAUACGACGUACCCAGAUCCGCCCAGCAAUGGAGAUCAUACUAAAGAAGACCCCCAGUCUGCUGACUCAAGAUUUUUUUGGGAUGAAAACGGGGACGUGGUGAUCUCAUGUGCUGAGCCAAAUGACGUGGGAUGGUAUAUGUGUUCUCUACAAAACGACGCAGGUUCUGUAGUUUCCAGUCCAGUGUACCUCUCUGUAAACGAUAUUCCUACAGUUCAAGACCUGACCUCUUCACCUCAGACACCAAGGGAAUCCGCGACUUUCACCCUCGUCUGUUUGGCAGCGGGACCUCCUCAGCUUGAUGUGACUUGGAUCGAUCCAUCAGGAAAGGAGAUCACCCAAGAAACCGACGCUGAAGUGGGUUUGACGCUAACCAAUGAUGCACAAAGCUCAGGGGAAGUGCGCUCAUCCUUGACGGGAACGGUGAACUCUCAGCUUCACGCUGGUGAGUGGGGCUGCAAACCAUGCAAUGCUAUCGGUUGUUCCCUGAAGAAAACAAGCCUGACUGUUCAAGGAAAACCAACUGUGGUGAAGGUUCUCUCAUCUGAGUCCCAAAGAGAGAUCGAGAUCAAGUGUGUAGUUUUCACCUCACCAGAAGCACUAGUAUCCUAUUACAUGGGAAAUAACGUCAUACAAACACCGACGAUAGGCCACUCAGUGCGCGAUAGUGCGCUGUAUAUUGAGAAAAGACUGUUACAAGAGACCUACUCGUGCACAGCGUCAAAUCAGGACGGUUCCGUCAGCUUGUCCUUUGACCUUCCCUCUGAAGUCACGAUUGGCACGAUUCUCCCCUCUCCGACUAGUGUGCAGGUAGAGGUUCACAACAAACAUAACGUCACUUCUCUGGCUCUGAUAGGCGUCGGCGUUGAAUUUAGAAAGAGAAACUCGUCUUCUCCGUGGCUUGUUCUCGACUUUCCUUUAAACAAUGACGUAGAUGUUUAUCUAGACUCUCAUAAGGGUAUUUUUGAUGACAGUGAUAAUCUUUGUGCUAAAUCAGCGGAAGGUACCACCAGCGCUAGAACAGCAAGGGCUGCUAGUGAAAGCAACUCGGACGUUUUAGAGGACGUGGCUGUCGCGUCAACGGGCAAAGAGCUGAAGUACCGGAUUAAGCUAGAGGCACAUCAGUUAAAACCGUUCACAGACUACGAGGUGAGAGCCAGAGUGCGGAAUGUUCUCGGAUACAGCGACUACUCCCCAGUCUCGUCCGUAAAGACCCAGCCCGGAGCCCCGUCACCGGUCACAGAUUUGCGAGUUGAGGUCAUAAAUAGAACAGCGUCUAUCACAUGGAGCGUCCCGGAAGAACUCGGUGGUGAUCCUAUGGACGUGAUGGUCACUGUGACUCUCCUGGAUACGGAUAACAACUUGCUCGAAGAAGCUUUUGUCGGAUCGAACUCUGAUCCUCAGGCAGAAUUUCGUGAUUUGGACGUGGGCCUGCACACUGUUCAAGCUUUUUCCGUCAACACCAAGAACAAGGAGAAAAGUAGCGCCAUGACAUCGGCGUUCACAGUAGAGAUGCAGACUCCGACUUUUGUACCCCAAUUAAAGACCAUUUCCGCCGUGGAUGCACACACCUUCAACAUCACGUGGUCUGUACCAGAGGAAGGAGACAGUCAGGCGUCUCCGGUCACGGGGUAUGUUCUAGAAGUCUCCAGCGCGGACAAACCGACAGGAGAAGCCCAAAGUUAUAAGAGCGUGCACUCGGUGCCAGGGGCGACAACUUCUUUCUGGGUCGUGACACAGCUGAAAGAGAGUACCACGUACUUGGUCAAAGUGGCGAGUAAGAACGAUGGAGGCAGUGGUCCUUUCUCUCAAGCAAUGUCUGUUUCGACGCCUUACGAUGAUUUCAGCGAGCUGGCGUUUAAGGACUCGGGCGUUGGGUCGCUAUCCUGGAGAUUGUUCGCGGUGAUCAUGAUCAUUGUCUGCUCUGCGCUGAUAAUUCUCAUCACGGCUAUCGUCCUCACAUACCAGAUCAAACUGGCAAAGAGUAAAAGCGUUGAUCUGAAUCCAGAACGAGACUUGCGUUUAGAUCAGCAUGAAGAGGAGGAGGGGGGUGAAAACAGUUCUGCAGGCAGUGACAGGGGACUGGAAGGAGUGGAAAACAGCAAUUUCACAUUAUACUGAUAAGGGACGUGCUGGUUCGCUAACGGCCAGAAAAAGCAGCUCACUGAUUGGCUGAAGUGAGAAUCAACGAUAGACUGAUUGGCUGAUGUGAGAAUCAACGAUAGACUGAUUGGCUGAUGUGAGAAUCAGUGAUACACUGGUGUGA
Messenger RNA from Aplysia californica (California sea hare), 5119 nucleotides. Its product is annotated as hemicentin-1. The transcript has 4 exons. Bases 490 to 4974 code for a protein of 1494 amino acids. The record is from RefSeq and is a predicted model, not a curated record. Lineage: Eukaryota; Metazoa; Mollusca; Gastropoda; Aplysiida; Aplysiidae. Gene Ontology annotation, molecular function: protein binding.